Molecule: messenger RNA, 1390 nt
Organism: Vigna radiata var. radiata (mung bean)
Lineage: Eukaryota; Viridiplantae; Streptophyta; Magnoliopsida; Fabales; Fabaceae
Product: E3 ubiquitin-protein ligase SIRP1-like
Exons: 2
Coding region: 121-1089 (322 amino acids)
Biological process (GO): protein ubiquitination
Cellular component (GO): cytoplasm
Molecular function (GO): ubiquitin protein ligase activity
Source: RefSeq, a predicted model, not a curated record
AUUCUUCUCUUCCUCGGGUGAAGGUGCUUCAACUAUGCUACAUGUGAAGGUAUUCCAGAAAAUGACAUGAGAUAAACAAGAAAGGGAAAAGAUUGGCACAAGUUAUGUUCAGAAAGGGAGAUGGAGAAUAAUGACAUGGAAGGUGUGCAUUGGUGCAACAUAUGCUCUAAAAUGGUGAACCCAAUUAGAGAUACUGAGAACAUAUGCCCAUUUUGCGAGACAGAGGUUUCUGAGGUAAUGGAGAACCUAAGGGACCAGAAUGACGUUAUUGACUUGAGGUCAGCUUGGGUGUUCUCACUUUAUGCCCCAAUUUUUCUUGGUUUGAUGGGUGCUUUUAGUCCUUCUCUAGCAAGGAUUGCUCCACAUGGGGGAAGCAGCUCAAGGGGGGAGGAAGAAGAGGUCGAGCAGCAGAUGGAAAAUGAGCUUGUGCUUGGAAGAAGAAGAAGAACUUCAUCCUACAUGAUGCAUCUUUUCAGAGGACUUCAUGUUAGGAUGGUGUCUGAGUCUGAAAACCUUGAAGACAAUAGGAACAUGGAUGGCAACAGCAUACUUGUGAUUGAUCCAUUCAAUGAAGGUGCACUGAUUGUGAGAGGCCCUAACAUGAACCACACAAGUAGUCCAAAUGAGAACAAUGCUAUUGGGAACUCCCUGAAUGACCUUGUGGUAGGAUCUGGCUUUGAUUUGUUGCUUCAACACUUGGCACAGAUUGGUCCUGGUGGGUAUGCUAGUGUGAACCCUCCAGCACAGAAGGCAGCAAUUGAAGCAUUGCCUAGUGUGACUAGUGAGGAGAAGUUGCAGUGCACAGUGUGCUUGGAGGAUGUUGAUGUUGGGAGUGAAGCAAAGGAGAUGCCAUGCAAGCAUAUGUUCCAUGAUGAUUGCAUUGUCUCAUGGCUCAAACUUCAUGGUUCUUGUCCAGUAUGCAGGUUUCAGAUGCCAUAUGAGGAUUCAAAUGUUGAAGCCAAUGUGGGAAAUGGAACUGAAAAUCAAAACAUUGAGCUAGUCAGAGCUGGAGAAGAGAGACCAAGAAAUGGAAGGAGGAACUGGUUUCCAGUGCUGCAAUCAUUCAGCAAUUUUCUUCCUUCUCCCUGAUCAAAACUCUAUUGUUGUUAUCCUUGUAGGAAAUUGCACACAUGCGAUUGAUGCAGCUGCUACUGUGAUUGUGAUACAGUCGCUGAGAGCUAAAACACCUUAAUGCUCUGGCUAAAAUUGCAUCAGUUAACCGUUUAAUUAAACCCUUUUGGGGUCUAGUCUUCAUCAUCCUCACCAGAUGACACUGCCAUGCCUCUUAAAUCCUUCCUAAUUCUAUGUAUGUUUUAGAUUUCCUAGUCUUACUUUCUUGUACAACUCAAAUACGCAUAUGUUUGUAAAUAUUUGCAAAAAAGAAGAAUAU